AUGACAUCUGUUAUAGAGCUGCUUUUGGACACACUGGCUGAUUUGAGUGAGGAGGAAGCCAAGGACUUCAAGCAAGUCUUCCAGAGUCACUUGAGCUUCACAUGUUGGUAUUCUGACAUCCAAUGGAGGCCGCUGAAGAUAACAGACAUGCAGAACACAGUGUUGUUUAUGGCGCGGACCUUUGGUCAACAGUCUGUGGAGAAAACCCAGAACGUUUUAAUUAAGAUGAACAGGACAGAUCUGAUGCAGAGGCUGACAGACAGCAGCUCAGAACCCAAAAGAAAACUCUCUGUGGAUGAACACUUGUCUGCACUGAUCCACAAAGUAGCAACAAAGACGGCUGUAAGAGAGCUGCUUCUAGAAACACUGAGUGAUUUGAGUGAUCAGGAGCUGAAUAAAUUCAAGUGCCUCCUGCCAUUCACUUACUUCAAGAAGAGCUGUCCAUCCAUCCCACGGAUCCAACUGGAGCCGGCAGACAAGACAGAAGUAGUGGAUCUGAUAAUGGAGAGGUGUGGCCAACAGUCUGUGGAGGUGAUCAGGGAGGUUUUCAUGGACAUGAAGAGGACUGAUCUGGCUCAGAGGUUGUCAGAGAUGAGCUCAGGACCCAAAGAGAAACAGUCUGUGGAUGAACAGUGGCCUGCACUGAUCCAGAAAGUAGAAACAAUGACGUCUGUUAUAGAGCUGCUUCUGGAAACACUGGCUGGUUUGAGUGAAGGGGAGCUCGAGAAGUUCAAGCAAGUCCUCUGGAGUCAAAGUUACAUCUGUGAAUCCUAUUUAGAGAUCUCACAGUUGGUGGCAGACAUGCAGGACACAGUGUUUUGUAUGGCGGACAUCUUCGGCCAAAAGUCUCUGGAGAAGACCAAGGAAAUUUUAAUUCAGUUGAACAGGACAGAUCUGGUGCAGAGGCUGUCAGAUAACAGCUCAGGAGCCAAAAGUUGCAACAAUGGCAGCUGUUAA
Messenger RNA from Scomber japonicus (chub mackerel), 957 nucleotides. RefSeq lists its product as uncharacterized. Lineage: Eukaryota; Metazoa; Chordata; Actinopteri; Scombriformes; Scombridae. The record is from RefSeq and is a predicted model, not a curated record. Gene Ontology annotation, cellular component: cytoplasm. The transcript has 6 exons. The coding region runs from base 1 to 957 and encodes 318 amino acids.